UCACCGGAAGUAGACUGUGGGCUUUAGUUUCGUUUCUGGGCUGUCAGUCGGCUCGGAGCCGGAAGUGGUGCUGGUGACAGAGGGAGAAGGUGUGUGCGCGCCAUGGCGGGACUCAGCGCCCGGGAGAAGGAGGGGUGCCGCCGGCUGCUGGAGGGACUGGACACGGCGGAGCUCUUUUCUGUGGCGGAGACGGUCACCAACCGGCUUAUCUGUGUGUACAACCGGGAAGAGGCCAUCGAUGCUAUACUAGUCUACAGCAAGGAUGCUAAAGAGCUCUUGAAGAGGCGGAAAGUUCACCGAGAUGCAAUUUUUAAAUACCUGGCUGCUGAAAAACUUGCAGUGCCACCAUCUAGUGAGAAGAGUCAGCUGAUCCAAUAUGCGAUCGAUCACUGGGCAGGACCGAGAGUUGACAAGGCAUCAGUCCCUGAAAAGAAGGGCCAAGAAGCAGAGCCCCAUCCGGAGUCAACUGACUUUAAUUUACUUGGUGAAAAGUUUUGUGAGUGGUUCUAUGUUCUCCUGAACUCCCAGAAUCCUUCCUUUGGACAAGUAAAGGGAGAGUGGGGACCUCAGCACUUCUGGGAGAAUGCCAUACUAAGGUUUGCCUAUAAUGCAGCAGAGCAAGCUCUAGAAGAACACAAUGGCUCCCAGAUGGCGAGUCUCCGCCUGCUUGCACUUACACGAGAUGAGAGACUGAUAUUUAGUCCUAGUACUGACAGAAAAGGAUUAAAAUGUGUGUCUUCUCCGCAUGGCCUGGUAGUGGUGGCAGUUGCUGGUACAAUCCAAAGGGACGGGGCCUGUUUGGGAAUAUUUGAACAGAUCUUUGGACUAAUACGCUGUCCGAUUGGUAAAAAUUGGAAGAUCAAGCAUGUGGAUCUGAAGGUCUUGGGGCAAAACUCUCUGAGCUCUGAGCAGACAAAAUGUUUGCCUUCUAUUACCUAUGAGACUAAGGACUUGGAAGUCUUCUUUUCUGAGUCUGCUAAUGACUGAUGGUUUGAACUGUUUAUGGAAAACAAAUGGUUUUAUAUUUCCAGCAAUUUCUCUGCUGGCCUGUGAUGUUUUUUCAGUUCUAAUGAAACACAGAUCAGCAGAGAGUCAAAUUGAGGAUAAUGAUGUACACGCUACUCACUUUAAUUGCCUUUAAUCCCAAAAAUAUGUAAAAGUGCUACUAAUGUUAUAUACAGUGUGUUAUAUAAAGUGUUAAAUACAUAAAGGUAUUCACAUUUGCUAUCAAGUCGGAGAUGGUUGUAUAUUAUCAGGCAUUUUAGACUAAUGCUGGCCAUACUCUGAAUUGGCCGAAAUUUGAGCCACGGGGGUGCGCCUGCCGGCAUCGCCCAACUCAACCAAACUUCAAUCUGAUAAAUCAAAGGAGAUGGGUGAAAAAAAUUCCAGGCUGAAUGGUGCCAAUCAGAUACAGUCACUGUUGUGCUCUGUGUGUGAGUGAACUACAAGCCCUGACAUACUUCUGCUGGCUUGUAGUUCAUUGAGUCUUCCUGACGGUGUGAAACUGCCUGUAUGAUGUACGGGAAGACGGCUCACACGUACAGUCUGCAGGAGAUCCGCUGAUCACUGCUGCAAUGCUUUACAGGCUCCUAAGAAGAAAAAAAUAGAUGCACAUUUUUCUUUUUCUUGUUUACCUGCAAAAAAUGUGUAAUUAUUUUUUAUUUUAUUUUUUAAAGUGAACUUAUCCUUUAAUUCAUCAAAUCGCAAAGACAUGCCUAGUUUUUACAGACUUGCUAGCAUGAAAGUAUUGCAGAAGAGACGUCAGCAUAGUAUAAUUUGCAAUACAAACCUUCCUGCAAUUUUGUUUUUUUUACUGAGGUUCCAUUUUAAAGCGGUAUUGAACCCAAAAACAAAAAUGUCACAUAUUGCAGCUUGCCAAUCAUUCUAUGUGGUGGCUGCAUUAUUUUUUUAUUUCUGUUUUCUCCUGGUGAUCUGGCCAGUACCUUGAAUUUAUCAGCAGCAUUGUCCAUCUGAUGGGGACUGUUAAAUGUAUUAGCAGAUUUAAAUACCCUAACAAAUUGAAGCCAAAUUCCAGCUCACACUUUAAAGUCAGUUAAA
Molecule: messenger RNA, 2058 nt
Organism: Rana temporaria (common frog)
Lineage: Eukaryota; Metazoa; Chordata; Amphibia; Anura; Ranidae
Exons: 3
Coding region: 103-987 (294 amino acids)
Source: RefSeq, a predicted model, not a curated record